Cygnus atratus (black swan) is the source of this 3435-nucleotide messenger RNA. RefSeq names its product TP53 induced glycolysis regulatory phosphatase (gene TIGAR). Gene Ontology annotation, biological process: fructose 1,6-bisphosphate metabolic process; fructose 2,6-bisphosphate metabolic process; negative regulation of glycolytic process. Gene Ontology annotation, molecular function: fructose-2,6-bisphosphate 2-phosphatase activity. NCBI's taxonomy places the organism in Eukaryota, Metazoa, Chordata, Aves, Anseriformes, Anatidae. Gene Ontology annotation, cellular component: cytosol. The record is from RefSeq and is a predicted model, not a curated record. The coding region runs from base 1615 to 2385 and encodes 256 amino acids. The transcript has 5 exons.
AACAAAGCCUUUGUCUCCGCCGCCAGCUCUUCUCCGUGCGGGAGCUCCGUCAGCCCCACGGCCCUCACCUGCAGCCGGGGGGGGGUGCGUUGACGGUGCCCCGGGCCCCGCCGGGGACUGUGCGGCGCUGCCGGGGCUGUGCUGGGUCCGGAGGUGCUGCUAGCGCCGGCUGGGCAUGGCAGGCUGGCGGAGUGGGCUUUGCUUAAGGCACGCUGUGUCAGGGUGGUUCAGUAUCGACCGAGUACGGUGUUACACGUAAAUUUAGUAAGGGCUAUUUAUGAGCUCUUAGGUCUUGUGACCGUCCUCCUGCCAAAAGUUCUCUGGUGGGGUGAAAAGUUCGUUUAAGAAGGGUAGGCUAACAUUUCUGUUGUGAAAUGUUAAAGAACUGGUAUUUGUGGCUUCUUCAAAAUCACUAAGGCAAGCUUCUCUUUCAGGCUGUCGGGGAUAUUGACAGAGACCAGUGGUUAACGGGACUAAGUAGCUCCAGCUCCCUCCAAAUGAAAGUCAGCUUAAUUUAAGUUAGCAGUUACCGAGCUAGCUCCAGCUCCCUCCAACUGACAGUAGUUAGCUGUUUAACUUUAUGAAAACCAAACUUUCUUUUCAUCUUCAGCAUAAUAUGGCUUAAUAGUUGAUUAGUGCAAUUGGAGCAACAAUUUCCUUUUUCUAAUUUUCCUCUUAAAAAGAGUUAUUCUUCCCUUCCAGACCUAUAUCCCAUGACUUGGUGCUCUAGUUGCAGCCUUACUCUUACAUCAUUUAGACAGCACGAAAGCCUGAAACAGUUUGUUAAACUUGAGAUCUUCAGGUGGGACUGUAGGAGGCACUUCAGAAAGAUACAAGUCAUUCAUCAGGAAAUGGGUUGGUGUUAACUUCGGCUGUGCUUGUGUAUGCUGUGCUAAAUUAGUGCUCCUUGGAAAUCUGCAGAUGCUGCUGUUUCCCACCCCCAAGUUGAUGACCAGCAGGAUGGACUCCAUCCACCCUGAUGCAUUUUCCUCAGGAGGCUGAAAACAGCUGUCAGGGUGUGGAUAGAGUCUGAGGAAUUAAAUUGUUGCCCUGUGCACAGGGAUGUUUAGAGUGUGCUGUAAAAGUGUUCUCUCUUAAAAUGCUUGCUUUCUGUGAUUGGUUAUCUAUUUGGGGCUCGUCUUAAGGACUUCUGCCCAGCAGUGUUGAUAGGUAUUUAAAAAGCAAGCAGCAUGUUUGGCCCUUAGUACUGCAAAAACUUAAGCAUGUGACAUUUCAGUCAGGUGAGGCGUCUCAACAAAGCAUGCUUAAACUUAUUCAUGUUAAGUUUUUCCUACUGAAUAUAUCUUCACGUGGUUUUAGUUGUUCUUCUCUUGCAAUAUCCCCAGUUACGAUUUUCAAGAUUAAAUAUUCUAAUUUUGAAAGCAGGUUAUGUUCAUUCUAGUAGUUCUUCUACAGCUCCGGCAUCUUAUGCUGUGCUUCUUCGAGGUGUGCAGGCUGCUCUGCUGUCAACUUUGAUAAUUGCUUGAAUUGGCUUCCCUCUAAAGCACAGGGGUCCAGUUGAGUAGUAAAUACCUCUCUUAAGAGGACUACAGAGUCUUCCUACUUCUCUCUCUCUCCAAUAUGACACUGUAAUAGAUAAAUUAUGCUGCAUUUAUGAUGAAUUCAAGAGAUUGCUUUACUUCUCUUUGUUCCAGUGGAGAAACAAGAUUCAACAAAGACAAGAUACUGCAAGGUCAAGGAGUAGAUGAGCCGCUCUCUGCAACUGGUUUCAAACAAGCAGAUGCUGCUGGUUUAUUUCUCAGUAAUGUAAAAUUUACUCAUGUCUUUUCAAGUGACCUCCUUCGAGCAAAGCAGAAAUACGGUGUUGCAGAAGGAAGGCCUUUGACUGACCUCAAGGCUAUGGCAAAGGCUGCUGGAGAACAAUGUCCUGCAUUCACACCUUCUGGAGGAGAAACGCUAGAUGAAGUAAGAGAACGUGCAAAGGAUUUUUUUGAAUUUCUAUGUCAGCUAGCUGUUGAAGUGGAACAGAAAGAGCGAGAGAUGCAUGGUGCAGCAAGCAGAAGCUCAGGAACAUCUGAAGAACAGUCAGUUUUCCCUUGGACAAAUCACUGCAGUCAGCCAGGACUUAGCUCUGAUAAUGGUGGAGCUUCUAACGUAUUAGAUGCCAAUAUCUUAGUGGUGAGUCAUGGAGCCUACAUGAGGAACUGGAUUGGUUAUUUUGUUUCAGAUCUCAAGUGUACUUUACCAGCAAACUUAACAAAGUCUCAGUUGUCUUCUGUCAGUCCCAAUACAGGAGUUAGUCACUUCAUUAUAAAACUUCAAAAUGGAAGUAGAUUAGAACCUGAAAUCAGGUGUGUUUGUCUUAAUCAAGACUCUCACUUGGUGGAUGUGGGAGCUGAAUGUGUAGCUCAGAAAGUGUUUUAAGAGUUUUUAUAGGGGGGAGUGGUUUUCAGUCACCAUUAUACUAAGCUUGGGAAAGGUAUUUAUAUCGACUGGAGUUAUUGGCACUAAACUGCAAGAUUGAAGACACGCAACUGCCUACCAUCUUAAAAUAACAUUCAGUUUGCAUGCUCCUAGUACAUGUAUAAGUUGGUGCUGGAGGAACAACACAUGUUCUUUAUGAACAGUUACAUCCAGUCACUUGCAUGCCUGCUCCUACAGUGAAUACUUUUAAACUGUUUUUUGUUAGUCCAUAAAUAUUUUAGUUAUCUUCAGGUAAAGCAGUUGGGGCAGGGGAGGGUAACGGUACCUUAAAAAAUGAACUAUACUGUAUUCUUGUUUUAUUACAAAAUGCUAUAUUGUAGUAUUAACACUUGUUAUUUUGAAGUAAUUUUUUGAAUGCAAUAGUAUAACUUAAAAAGGGGUAUUGCCUAGUGGAAAAGGUUGGUACAGAGUCAGAUGACACAUUCCUGGUUCUGAUACUAAAUAACUGUGAGACUCUGGGCAAACCUCUUCUCCAUUUUCCCAACAGGGAUGAUGAUAUACCUACCUCGCAGGAGUGUUUUGUAAGAAAAUGUUAGUGUGGUUGAGACCUCUGUUGCAGAGCACUGUACACAAACAAAGUACUUAUUUUUAACUGUAAGCAGAAUGAGGAACCUCAUGCGCACAUAGUUGAAACAAUGGCCUCUAUUCCAAAAAACAACCUUAUCAAUAUGGUAAACUGUACCUGACUGGAAUCCUGUUGUCUGUUGCAGUCAUAUACUUAAUGGAUGAAUAUUUUUGCCUAGAAUUUGGCAACUUUGAUUGCUUGAUUGUUGAUGACUGAUUGCAUAUAGCUGCUGUUAGUGCUGCAUACCUUCCCCACUGGGGUGUUUGUAGCGUUACUGUGCAAGCUUAUCUGAUUUAUGUUAUUUAUAAUCUCCACAUACCUUUUCUUCAUUUGCGUAUUUAAGCCUGUAAAAAUGAAUUAAAGGCUCCUGAACAGAACUCAAUUUUUUUGUAUUUACUUUGAAAUAAAAGUUCUUGUUAAUAAUA